UUUGAGAUGCCAGGUUUCAGUGCUCACGGUGCCUACCUGGACUGGGGAAGUUGUGUGUGUGUGUGACGGUGUGUGGCUGGGAAGACAUGCCGAAGGUGGAACCAGUUUGUCUGCUUUGGGGAGAGUAUGCUUUCGCUGACUGAGGCACGGUGUAGGCAGUCCUACAGGAGUAAACGGCAGGGACCAAAAACAUUGUGUCGCAGCUCUCUCACAUUGGCGGUUAAACUCUUCAAUGGCUGACUAACAAGAACAAACACAGUCAAAAUAGACCAAUGGAACCUAAGGUUUAAACAGAAUCACUUCUCAUUAAAGGCUCUGCUGUGAAAACAUCAGAAGGAUCAUGCCUGGUCACCGUAGGGGAAGGAGCCUCUCUGAGGGGCUGAUGCUGGAGGAAUCAGAAAAGGGAGGAUUGGUCGUCUCCAGCGUUAUCGGUGGCUCCUCUGGCAAUCAGGGUCUCAAAGAAGGAGAUGAAAUUGUGGGUGCCACAAUCAACUUUGACCAACUGUCGAAAGACGAUGUGUUGAAAAUACUGAAGCUGAUGGAUGAUAAUGGAUUUGAUGAGAAGGUUCAAGUUCUGACAAAAAAUAAUUUGAGCAAGAGUAUGGGGACCUUGGACAGCAUCAAAGCACCAGAGGAGAUGCUGAAGGAUUCAUAUAAUAGACUCUACAAUGCCAAAAUAAAUAGGUUCAUGAAGGAUGACAGCCCUGGACAACCUGCAGGUGCUGGGGAAAGAGGCUCCCAUAAUGGACAGGUGAAGGGCAAGGGACCGAGACCUCUCUGGGGCAAACCCAAAGUUAAAGGUGACCUCAAACCCCCUGUCCCCACCAUGGAUUACCCAGUUGUGGAGACACACAAAGUAGAUGCUCCUACCUACCUAGAGUCUCCAGACCUCAAAUUCUCUGCUCCAAAGUUAAAGGUUCCUAAACUUGAUGUCAAAGGAGCGGUACCUGAUGCUCGCGGUGGAGAACUUUCAUUGCCUAAUGCCAACAUUAGUACAUCAGAUCUCUCCCUGCCUCAUUUGAAUGGGUCACUAAACAUUGAUGCUCCAUCAGUUAACCUGGAAAGGCCAUAUCUUGAAACUGAUAUAGAUGCUAUCGAUGCUCCAGAAUUUGAUAUGUCUUUGCCCAAAGAUGACCUCAAAGGCCCUGAUCUUGACCUGAAAGUUAUAGAUCCACUUCCCAAAGUUAGAGGAGAUAUCAAUGUCCCGGAAGCAGAGCUCAAUCUACCAGAGGGGGUUGUCACUGGACCUACUUUAAAUAUCAAUGCCCCAAAGCUUGAUAUUGAAAGAACAGGCAAAAUGUUCAAAAUGCCCAAAUUUAAGAUGCCUGACUUGGGUCUCUCUGGACCCAGUGUAAAUGUACCCAGCCUUGAGGUUGGUACACCAAAUAUGAGGAUCCCAGAUAAAGAUAUGCCAGGAGUUAAUCUUAAAGGUCCCCAACUAGACCUACAAGCACCAGAUGUUAAUCUCAAAGGUCCUAAUCUAGACCUGCAAGCCCCAGAUGUCAGCAUGAUGAAUAUGCCUUCAAGUAAAAUCAGAGUCCGGUCCUCCAAGAAACUGAAAAACCCAAACCUUGAUGUGGAUGAUCCCUCUGGUUAUUUUGAAUUGCCUAAGGUUAGGCUCUCUCGCAGAGUACAAAAAGGGCCAGAUUUAGACAUUGAUUCCGUUUUAAAGACCCAAGACAUGCAUCUUAAAACCUCUUUGAUUGGUGCCCCUGACCUGAAUGUCCCUGAUCUAGAUUUACCUUCAGUAGACAUUAAAGGUUCCAAAAUAGAUCUAGAGUUGCCAGAUGCAAACAUUGGUAUCCCAUCUGGGAAGAUCAAAACACCAAGUCUUGAUAUGCCUGACUUUGAUAUAUCUGGACCAAGAGUUAGGACUCCAGACCUGGACCUCUCAGCGGAUGAGAUGUGUCUAUCAGACGUCUGUUUGCCUGACCUCAGUACUCCAGAUAUCGGCAUAACCUCAGGUCAAUUCAAACUAAGGAAACCACAUGCAGAACUCAAAGCUCCUGAUUUCAACGUGGAUGCCCCCUCUGGUAAACUGAAGAUGCCCAAAUUUGGCUUCUCUGGCCUAAAAAGACCAGAUCUGGGCAUUGAUGCUGAUGUAAAAACACCAACGCUAAGUCUCAAAGCUCCCAAGAUAAAAGGUGGACUUGAUGCACCUGACUUGGACUUACCCAAAGUCGACCUGAAAUCACCUAAAAUGGAUGCAAACACUCCAGAUAUUGACAUUGAUGCACCUUCAGGAAAAUUCAAAGUGCCAACGUUUAAGAUGCCUAAAUGUACCCUUUCGGGCCCUAGAGGGCCAGAGGUUGGCAUUGAUGGAGAGUUGGAUGGACCAGACCUGAGCUUAUCAUCUUCCAAAUUAAAACAGCCAGAUGUGGAUGUUGGUAGUCCAUCUGGAAAAUUCAAGAUGCCAAUAUUUAAAAUGCCAGACUUUGGCUUCUCAGGCCCAGAUGUUCAAGGGCCUGACUUUGAGGUAAAGAAUCCAAACUUGGAUCUUUCAGGCCCCAAGUUUAAAGGGGGAAUUAGUCACCCAGAUUUGGAUCUGCCAGAUGUUGACCUCAAAGGCCCCAAAAUAGACCUCAAUGCACCAGAUGUAAACUUUAAUAUGCCCUCAGGUAAAGUCAAAGUUCCUACAUUGAAGAAACCAAAGGUUGAUCUUAAUGCUCCUGAUCUGGGCAUUGAUGGCCCCUCUGGUCACCUGAAAAUGCCCAAAUUUGGGCUGUCUGGUAAAAUGCCAAAAUCUCCCAAAUUGAAUCUCAAAGCUUCAAAGAUGAAGGGGGGAAUUGAUUUUCCAGACAUUAAUUUACCAGAUGCUGACCUCAAAGCCGCUAAACUAGACAUGACUGCUCCAGAUCUUGACAUCAAUGCACCCUCAGGGAAAUUCAAAAUGCCUAAAUUCAGAGGCCUGAAGGUACCAAAUGUUGACAUUAAUGGCGCUAUAGAGGGACCAGAUCUGAACUUGUCAUCUCCCAAACUCAAGGGUCCCAAAGCAGACCUCAACAUUCCAGAUGCUGAUAUUGACAGUCCAUCAGGAAAAUUCAAAAUGCCAACUUUCAAGAUGCCAGAUUUAGGUUUAUCUGGACCAAAAGUUAAGGGGCCUGACUUGGAUCUUUCAGCCCCCAAGUUUAAAGGGAGAAUUAGUCACCCAGAUUUGGAUCUGCCAGAUGUUGACCUCAAAGGCCCCAAAUUAGACCUCAAAGCACCAGAUGUAAACUUUAAUAUGCCUUCGGGUAAAGUCAAAGUUCCUACAUUGAAGAAACCAAAGGUUGAUCUGAAUGCUCCUGAUCUGGACAUUGAUGGCCCCUCUGGUCACCUGAAAAUGCCCAAAUUUGGGCUGUCUGGUAAAAUGCCAAAAUCCACAAAACUUAAUCUCAAAGCCCCAAAGCUAAAGGGGGGAAUUGAUUCACCAGACAUGAAUUUACCAGAUGCUGACCUCAAAGCCCCUAAACUAGAUGUGAAUAGCCCAGAUCUUUACAUAAAUGCACCUUCUGGGAAAUUCAAAAUGCCCAAAUUUAAAAUGCCUAAAUUCAGGGGCCUAAAGAGACCAGAUGUUGACAUUGAUGGAGACUUAGACGGCCCAGAAAAAGAUAUCAAUGCACCCACAGCUAAUCUCAAAGGACCCAAAACAGGUCUAAAAAUGCCUGAUUUGAAGAUGCCUGAUUUCGGGCUAUCUGGGCCAAAUGUAGAUGCACCUGAUUAUGACUUACCUGAUAUUGAUCUCUCAGCCCCAAAGCUAAAAGGGGGAAUCAGCCCCCCAGAUUUGAGACUACCUAAGGAUCAUCUCAGAGGGCCCAAAGUAGACCUCAAUGCUCCAGAUAUGUCCUCAGGUAGAUUCAGAGUUCCAACCAUAGAGAGGCAAAAUGGUAGCAUCAAAACCCCUGGUUUUGACAUCAGCACUCCUACAUUCAAAAUGCCCGAAAUGCCUAAAUUUAUGUUGUCUAGACCAAAAAGACCAGAUCAAGACAUAAGUGCUGACAUAGGUUUGAAAUUGUCAAAGAUGAAAGGUGGGAUUGGUUCACCGGACCUGGACCUACCUACAGUUGACCUAGAAGCCCCUAAGAUAGAUGUAGACACUCCAGAUAUGAACAUUGAUUCCCCCUCUGGGAAUUUCAAAAUGCCCCACCUCAAAAUACCUAAAUUCAGCCUUUCUGGUCUGAAUGGUCCAGAUGCUGGAAUAGAUGGAGACAUUGAUGGACCGGACCUGAGCUUGUCAGCCCCGAAAGUAAACACAGGGAUCGGUAGUCCAGAUUUAGACAUAAAUGUUCCCUCUGGAAAUCUCAACGGCCCCCAAGCUGAUCUCAAUUUGCCAGACAGUGACAUUGCUAUACAAUCUCGAAAAUUCAAACUGCAAUCCUUUAAAUUGCCUCAGUUUGGAAGUCCCAAUCUAAGGGCAGGUACAGAUAUGGACUUUAUGAAAACACAUGACAUUUCUCCUCCAAAGGCUAAAGUGGAUCUAAAAGCACCAGACUUGAAAGUUAGUCACCCAGAUGUCAGCCUGAGCUUACCCAAAGCUGAUAUCAGAGGCCCAAAAUACAAAGUGUCAUCUCAUAGUAAACGCAGAUCUGAUAUCCCAGGUGGAGCGCAUUUAAAAUUGCAAGCAAGGGACAUAGAUACCGAAGAGACACUGCCACACACUGAUAGGAAGUCUAGGAAGGUCAAAGGAAGGGCCAGUUAUCCCAUUGCAGAUAUUGACUUGCCAAAAGUUGAGUACAAAGCAUCUGGUUUGGAGCUGCGAGGUUCAGACCUUAACGAUCCCACAGGGAAAUUAAAAAUUCCCAAAUCUAAGAUUAAAUUGGGUAGUCAUACAAGAAUACCAGACCUUGAUGUAGACUCAAGUCUUGCCAGUAUUAAUGCCUCAGUCCCUAAACUCCCACAGCCAGGGUUUGGAGUAGAGGUUUCACAGCCAGAUUUAAAUUUGAGCAGAACUGACCUCAGGGGCAAUAAACAUCAUAGAAAAGCCCCAGCUGGUGAAACUGGCAGAACAAAAAGGAGAAGUCCAAAACAGUCUGAAAUUGUCAUGUCUAUGCCAAAUUGUACUCAUGGUUCAAACCCCAAAAUGUCUGAAGAUCAAGAAGGAUAUUUUGUCACUGCGUUUCCCAAACAUGUCAAAGGGGAUGUACCAGACGGAACUGGGAGCCUGAAAAAUCGGCACAAGGAGGAGUCAAACCGUCGAUCUCAAACACUCAGAAGUCUCGAUUUCAGUGCAUCAAAUGUGGACCUUGAAGUUCCAGAAGAUGAGAACUUAAAAGGGUCAACAUUCUGGCUUUCAAAGCUUAUAUAGCAUUCAGACAACUGACUAAAUGUAAUUUUAGGCUUGUUUGAAUCACAAUCUUCUGUUGAAACAUAAUGCAGAAAACGUCUGUUACGUAUAAAACAAGCAUCAGAUUAUUUUCACAUAUUUGUACUUUUUUAAUGUAAAUUGUUUGGCAUUUGUUAUGAACAUGUUGAGAACGAAUGUGUAAAGCUUUCUUUUGUCAAGUGAUUAAAAAAAUGUAUGAAAGGUU
Messenger RNA from Oncorhynchus gorbuscha (pink salmon), 5507 nucleotides. Its product is annotated as neuroblast differentiation-associated protein AHNAK-like. The record is from RefSeq and is a predicted model, not a curated record. Gene Ontology annotation, biological process: regulation of RNA splicing. The coding region runs from base 341 to 5284 and encodes 1647 amino acids. Gene Ontology annotation, cellular component: cytoplasm; nucleus. The transcript has 5 exons. Lineage: Eukaryota; Metazoa; Chordata; Actinopteri; Salmoniformes; Salmonidae.